UGAAGGUGGAGAUAAUGAAUCCAUUAAGAACAUCAUUGCUGCUGGUUAUCACAUUUGCUCUGCUCCAGAGGCAGUUGAAUGUAGAGCAAAACAAUACCCUGGACUUCAGAUCUCUCAGCUUGGCCAAGACGUGACUUGCAAUCCAUCCGUUGGACUGAUUUGUCAAAACAAUAUGCAAGGUCUUCAGCAAAAGUGCUUCGAUUACGAGAUUCGAGUGAAAUGUUGUCAAUGUGGAACCACAACACACAUCCCAUCCACCACAACAACAACAGUUCCUGUUGUCACUACUCCUACACCCACUACUACAACUUUAACAUCGACAGCUCCAGCUACAACAAAAACAACGACUCAGACUCCCAGCCCUAGACCAACUCCAACCACUACUCCUACAUCAACCUCAACAGGAGUAACACCUACCCAAUGCAGUGGUGAAGAAAAAUGUGUGUGGUCAGACUGGAUCAACCUUGGUCAGCCAACGUCUGGCUCUGAAGGUGGAGAUAAUGAAUCCAUUAAGAACCUUAUUGCUGCUGGUUAUCACAUUUGCUCUGCUCCAGAGGCAGUUGAAUGUAGAGCAAAACAAUACCCUGGACUUCAGAUCUCUCAGCUUGGCCAAGACGUGACUUGCAAUCCAUCCGUUGGACUGAUUUGUCAAAACAAUAUGCAAGGUCUUCAGCAAAAGUGCUUCGAUUACGAGAUUCGAGUGAAAUGUUGUCAAUGUGGAACCACAACACACAUCCCAUCCACCACAACAACAACAGUUCCUGUUGUCACUACUCCUACACCCACUACUACAACUUUAACAUCGACAGCUCCAGCUACAACAAAAACAACGACUCAGACUCCCAGCCCUAGACCAACUCCAACCACUACUCCUACAUCAACCUCAACAGGAGUAACACCUACCCAAUGCAGUGGUGAAGAAAAAUGUGUGUGGUCAGACUGGAUCAACCUUGGUCAGCCAACGUCUGGCUUUGAAGGUGGAGAUAAUGAAUCCAUUAAGAACAUCAUUGCUGCUGGUUAUCACAUUUGCUCUGCUCCAGAGGCAGUUGAAUGUAGAGCAAAACAAUACCCUGGACUUCAGAUCUCUCAGCUUGGCCAAGACGUGACUUGCAAUCCAUCCGUUGGACUGAUUUGUCAAAACAAUAUGCAAGGUCUUCAGCAAAAGUGCUUCGAUUACGAGAUUCGAGUGAAAUGUUGUCAAUGUGGAACCACAACACACAUCCCAUCCACCACAACAACAACAGUUCCUGUUGUCACUACUCCUACACCCACUACUACAACUUUAACAUCGACAGCUCCAGCUACAACAAAAACAACAACUCAGACUCCCAGCCCUAGUACAACUCCAACCACUACUCCUACAUCAACCUCAACAGGAGUAACACCUACCCAAUGCAGUGGUGAAGAAACAUGUGUGUGGUCAGACUGGAUCAACCUUGGUGAGCCAACGUCUGGAUCUGAAGGUGGAGAUAAUGAAUCCAUUAAGAACAUCAUUGCUGCUGGUUAUCACAUUUGCUCUGCUCCAGAGGCAGUUGAAUGUAGAGCAAAACAAUACCCUGGACUUCAGAUCUCUCAUCUUGGCCAAGACGUGACUUGCAAUCCAUCCGUUGGACUGAUUUGUCAAAACAAUAUGCAAGGUCUUCAGCAAAAGUGCUUCGAUUACGAGAUUCGAGUGAAAUGUUGUCAAUGUGGAACCACAACACACAUCCCAUCCACCACAACAACAACAGUUCCUGUUGUCACUACUCCUACACCCACUACUACAACUUUAACAUCGACAGCUCCAGCUACAACAAAAACAACGACUCAGACUCCCAGCCCUAGACCAACUCCAACCACUACUCCUACAUCAACCUCAACAGGAGUAACACCUACCCAAUGCAGUGGUGAAGAAAAAUGUGUGUGGUCAGACUGGAUCAACCUUGAAUGGUGA
This is a messenger RNA of Salvelinus fontinalis (brook trout), 1933 nucleotides long. RefSeq names its product mucin-5AC-like. NCBI's taxonomy places the organism in Eukaryota, Metazoa, Chordata, Actinopteri, Salmoniformes, Salmonidae. The coding region runs from base 173 to 1933 and encodes 586 amino acids. The transcript has 2 exons. The record is from RefSeq and is a predicted model, not a curated record.